CGGCCACUGCCAAACUCCUAUAUAAACGACUGCUCUUCCCAGCUGAAUUCCCACACAGCAAAACCUGAGAUCAACUGCCUUCGAUCUUCGCAUUCCCCACAUAGCCCACAUUACAAUUGCUCCAAUAUCGCUUUCUAAGUUACUUUCUUUCCAAUCACUUCCCUUUCGAACCCUUCACUCCGAUCGACCCAAAGAAGUUCGACUUAUAUUCGUUCAGAGACUGCAUUUGCAAUAACUGACAAUGGAGAGAGUGACGAGCAUGGUGUCGGAGAGGCCGGUGGUGAUAUUCAGCAGGAGCUCCUGUUGCAUGUGCCACACCAUCAAGACGCUUUUCAUCACGGAGCUCGGGGUGAACGCUGCGGUGCAUGAGGUGGACGAGAUUCCAAGAGGGAGGGAAAUUGAGCAGGCUCUCGCGAGGCUUGGAUGCAACCCGAGUGUGCCGGCCGUGUUCAUUGGUCGUGAACUGGUGGGCGGAACCAACGAGGUCAUGACCCUUCACCUCCGCCGUGCCUUAGUCCCAAUGCUUAAACGCGCUGGUGCAAUAUGGCUCUGAUGAUCAUAUAUAUAUAUACGAGAUAAUGAGGAUUUGGGUCGGAUAUCUAUACAUUACGAGUGCAUGAUGCAGUGUGUUAACUUAGCCAUAUAUAUAUAUAUAGAGCUUAAUUAAUAACUUAUCAGUCUUAUAUAUAGAGUCCUAUAUAUAUACAGCCAGUCUGCUGCAUAUAUAUAUAUAUAAAAUAUAUAUGCAUCUUAGCCUUUUUGUAACUGAUCUGUUACUACUGUGUCUUGGUUUUGCUAUUAAUAAAAGUUUCAAUUUGGCGUCAAA
This is a messenger RNA of Carya illinoinensis, 826 nucleotides long. Its product is annotated as monothiol glutaredoxin-S3-like. The record is from RefSeq and is a predicted model, not a curated record. The coding region runs from base 242 to 553 and encodes 103 amino acids. The transcript has a single exon. NCBI's taxonomy places the organism in Eukaryota, Viridiplantae, Streptophyta, Magnoliopsida, Fagales, Juglandaceae.